Molecule: messenger RNA, 588 nt
Organism: Iphiclides podalirius (scarce swallowtail)
Lineage: Eukaryota; Metazoa; Arthropoda; Insecta; Lepidoptera; Papilionidae
Source: the annotation of a GenBank genome assembly
AUGUCUAAAUCGGUUGCUAGACUGAAAUCCAUGAAAAAAGUAGCUGAUAAAGUAGACCACUCCUCCAAACUGCGAACGAAUAUUCCAGCAGGUAUGGCCGCUGCUGGACCUCCUUUAGGACCUAUGCUUGGUCAGCGAAAUAUAAAUAUAGCAGCAUUCUGUAAAGAUUUUAAUGAGCGUACUGCGAAUAUCAAACAAGGCAUACCGCUGCCUACUAGAGUUAAAGUUAACUCUGAUCGGUCUUAUUUAAUGACAGUUCAUCAACCCCCAGCUUCGUAUUUUUUAAAACAAGCUGCUGGCGUGAACAGAGGUGCAAUGUUUCCUGUAAAGGAGACAUGUGGCAAAAUUACUCUGAAACACAUUUAUGAGAUUGCUAAAAUUAAGUCUCAGGACCCACCGCUUGAAUGGAGACCUUUAAAAGAAAUCUGCACGAUGUUGAUAGCUACUGCUCGGACAUGUGGCAUUGAAGUUGUAAGAGAACUUAAUGCUAAGGAAUAUGGUGAGUUCUUAGAAGAAAGGAAACAAGUAGUAGAAGAACAGAAGAAAAUGCUGCAAGAAAAGCGCGAGGCCAAAAUGUUGAGAACAGCA